AAAGAAGAACCGAACCGAACAAUUUUGCAGAGGCAAAGAGUAGAUAUUUACCCUUCUUCCCCCUUGAGCAAUCGUCCGAUCACUGAAAUCUUCACAAAUUCUGAUCUAUAAACCCAGCACCGCGCCCCUCUCUCUAGCUUUUCGCACGCCAUCUUCAUCUCCUAGAUCUUCAGAUCGAAGUCAUUGAAACCCCCGGUUUCGCGAAAAGCACGGUUUUUUUCACUUGGUUUCGGUGUGCAGGCGAAUUCAUUCAGAGUUUAAUUUAAAGACGACGCCGUUUCGGUGCUGCCGGCGUCGACGUCCUUCAAUUCAAUUAACAUCUUUUUAGCUGAGUUUUGGGGAAAUUUGGAAAUAAUCAAUGGCAGCUCCAGGAGGACCUAGACCAAGGAAUGCACCACCACCCAAUUAUAACCCUAAUGCACUUGCUGAUGGCAUGCAAAAUCUACAAGUAAAUAGGCCCAAUCAGCCACCUAGUGCUCCUAGGCCUAAUACCCCAUUUGGGCAGCAGCCUCCUUUUUCUGGUGGACCUCCUGUUAGUCGCCCAGGACCUCCACCACCUGGUGUGUUCCAGAGAGGUCCUGCACCUCCUAGUGGUCCUCCACACACCGGAUUGCCUCCUCCUGUGGCUCAGUCUGUUCCUCCCUUUGCAUCUCGGCCACCUCCUCCUGGUGUGAUGCCUCCUUCUAUGAGUGGUGCACCCCCGCCACCUGGUUCUUUGCCUUCUGCAUUGGGUCCUCGUCCAGGGCCUCCGGGUCCUUUUGCUUCUUCGCCGUUGACUACAGGUCCUGCUGUGCCGCCACCAUCAAGUAUUUCUAGCUCCAUUAGUAAUGGGCCACCAGCGGGUGGACCAGGAAUGAUGCAGGGCGGAGGACGUUUUCCUCCUCCAAGCAAUACAAUGAGGCCACCAUUUGGAGCUCCUCCACCAGCUAUGGUUUCACCUGGUGCUUCUUCUCAGCCUUCAGGCAUGCGGUCACCCUUUGGAAGUUCGUCAUCUGUCAGUGCAACACCAGUUACAGCACAACCACCACCACCAUUUUCCGGAUCAUUUCAGAAUAUGCCACCUCCUUCAGGUUCCUCCCCAUUUGCAGCACCUGUUCAAGCCAUGCCUCCACCCAUGGGUGCUCCUUAUGGAACACAGUCGUGGCAACCCCAUCAGGGGGCUCCACCUUCUGCUAUCCCUGGUUCGAUGCAACCACCAAGUAUGUAUGGAAUGCCACCUCCUCUUCCAAAUCAGGCAGUGGCUUCGAUAACUCCUUCUAUUGGCCAUACCAGCCCGUCAAAAGUUGAUCCCAAUCAAAUCCCGCGUCCUAUUCCAAAUACUUCUGUAGUUCUGCAUGAAACCCGACAAGGCAACCAAGCCAAUCCCCCUCCGCCUGCCACAAGUGACUAUAUUGUUAGUGAUACUGGAAAUUGUAGCCCACGGUACAUGAGGUGUACUAUCAAUCAGAUACCAUGUACUGUUGACCUUUUGACAACCUCCGCAAUGCAAUUGGAUUUAUUGGUGCAGCCCUUGGCUCUUCCUCAUCCAUCUGAAGAGCCCCUCCAGGUGGUUGAUUUUGGAGAAAGUGGUCCUGUUCGGUGCUCCCGUUGCAAAGGCUAUAUAAAUCCUUUCGUGAAGUUCAUUGAUCAGGGAAGACGAUUCAUCUGUAACUUGUGUGGACAUACUGAUGAAACUCCACGUGACUAUCAGUGCAACUUAGGUCCAGAUGGCAGGCGUAGGGAUGCUGAUGAAAGGCCUGAACUAUGCCGAGGAACCGUUGAGUUUGUCGCUACCAAGGAGUAUAUGGUGCGAGAUCCGAUGCCUGCUGUGUAUUUCUUCCUGAUAGACGUUUCCAUGAAUGCUAUACAGACUGGUGCAACUGCAGCUGCUUGCAGUGCAAUCAGCCAAGUUAUUUCUGAUCUCCCUGACGGUCCUCGGACAUUGGUCGGAGUUGCUACAUUUGACUCAACUAUCCACUUCUACAAUCUCAAGCGUGCAUUGCAGCAGCCAUUGAUGCUUAUAGUCCCUGAUGUCCAAGAUGUUUACACCCCCCUACAGACUGAUGUUAUCGUGCAGCUCUCGGAGUGCCGUCAACACCUAGAGCUUCUUCUAGAAAGCAUCCCAACAAUGUUCCAGAACAACAGGAUUGCUGAUUCAGCUCUUGGAGCUGCAGUCAAGGCUGCUUUCUUGGCAAUGAAAAGCACUGGAGGCAAACUUCUUGUGUUUCAAUCAGUCCUGCCAUCUACUGGUAUUGGGGCCCUUUCUGCAAGAGAGGCUGAAGGAAGAACCAAUGUAUCAGCUGCAGAAAAGGAGGCCAACAAGUUGCUCCAGCCGGCUGACAAAACUCUGAAGACAAUGGCUAUCGAGUUUGCGGAGUAUCAGGUCUGUGUUGACGUGUUUCUCACAACACAAUCUUAUGUAGACAUUGCCUCCAUCUCGGUCAUUCCUAGGACGACUGGUGGGCAGGUGUACUACUAUUUCCCUUUCUCUGCUCUUGCUGAUACUGCCAAGCUAUACAAUGAUCUUCGAUGGAAUAUCACUAGGCCCCAAGGGUUUGAGGCAGUAAUGCGUGUAAGAUGUAGUCAGGGCCUUCAAGUUCAAGAGUAUUCUGGAAAUUACUGUAAAAGAAUUCCUACAGAUGUUGAUCUACCUGCGAUUGACUGUGACAAAACAAUUAUGGUUACAUUGAAACAUGAUGACAAAUUGCAGGAUGGUUCAGAAUGUUCUUUUCAGUCUGCUGUUCUUUACACUACCAUUGAUGGCCAAAGAAGAAUCCGAGUGUCAACUUUGGCUCUGCCUUGCACAACUAUGCUGAGUAAUCUAUUUCGAUCAGCUGACUUGGACACCCAGUUUGCUUGCAUCUUAAAGCAAGCUGCCAGUGAAGUACCAACUGCUCCUCUCUCACGGAUAAGAGAACAAGUGACAAACCUUUGCAUCAAUAUUCUGCACUCUUACCGUAAAUUCUGUGCCACAGUGUCAUCCUCAGGGCAACUUAUCCUUCCUGAGGCACUUAAACUUCUUCCUCUUUACACAUUGGCUUUGGUUAAAAGCACUGGACUUAGAGCAGAUGGACAGAUCGAUAGUAGGUCCUUCUGGAUAAAUUAUGUUUCCCCACUCUCUACUCCAUUGGCAAUCCCUCUGGUCUACCCUAGAUUGAUAGCAAUUCAUGAAUUUGAUACUAAGGAGAAUGAUGAUUCUCUUAUUCCCCCUUCUAUUCCACUUUCCAGUGAACACAUUACUGACAAUGGUAUCUAUCUUCUCGAGAACGGUGAGGACUGUUUGAUAUAUGUUGGGAACUCUGCAGAUCCUAAUGUUAUCCGUCAGCUGCUAGGCAUUUCAUCUGUUGAGGAAAUUCCUGCUCAGUUUGUCCUGCAGCAGUAUGACAAUCCACUCUCUAAGAAGCUCAACGACAUCAUUAAUGAUAUUAGACGCCAAAGGUGUAACUAUCUCCGCUUAAAAUUAUGCAAAAAGGGAGAUUCAUCAGGCAUGUUAUUUCUCUCGCACAUGGUAGAAGACAAGACACAAAAUGGACUUUCAUAUGUCGAGUUUCUAGUACAUAUCCAUCGACAUAUUCAAAAUAAAAUGGCUUGAGAAAAUAUCCAGUUUUGUUCAUGAAUUUUGAUUAUAGAGAAGGGGGGGGGGGGGUACAGAUGUUCUCAGUAUGAAGAGAUGCAGAUGAGCUUUCCAGGUGUGGCCCCAUCCAUGGCUUCAGAGCUAUCUUAGUUUUUUUGAGGUGCAGCGCAUACUCAAAAUGAACGGACAAAAAGUAAUGUUUUUAUGUAUUUUCACAGUGAUAGUGUUAUUUAUUAUGAUUAUUUUUCUUGACGUGAAAAUGUAGAAAGAAUUAAAAUGGAAUCAGUUUUGUUUACUAUAUUGGAUAUGGUGUUAAAAAUGUGUUUUUUUUUU
Solanum pennellii is the source of this 3886-nucleotide messenger RNA. Its product is annotated as protein transport protein Sec24-like CEF. The coding region runs from base 359 to 3571 and encodes 1070 amino acids. Gene Ontology annotation, cellular component: COPII vesicle coat; endoplasmic reticulum exit site. The transcript has 27 exons. Gene Ontology annotation, molecular function: SNARE binding; zinc ion binding. The record is from RefSeq and is a predicted model, not a curated record. NCBI's taxonomy places the organism in Eukaryota, Viridiplantae, Streptophyta, Magnoliopsida, Solanales, Solanaceae. Gene Ontology annotation, biological process: COPII-coated vesicle cargo loading; intracellular protein transport; endoplasmic reticulum to Golgi vesicle-mediated transport.